Durusdinium trenchii is the source of this 1773-nucleotide messenger RNA. NCBI's taxonomy places the organism in Eukaryota, Dinophyceae, Suessiales, Symbiodiniaceae. The record is from the annotation of a GenBank genome assembly.
CAUGAUUCGAGAGAGUUCCUUGGAACUUGCUAUCGCGCAUGCACUGCAUGCGCUCAUCGUUGCUGUUUCUUACGCUGCACCGCCUCCAGCGCUGGUGCAACCCCAAGUUGUUGCUGGACGCUGGAGCUGCAGAGAAGAGGAAAGCAACUGGGAUGUUCAUGACCAAUGGGGAGCUAUGCUGCGGACUCCCAGACUUUUACUCAAGUUCUAUUCGGACCCAGAAAUUAAUUCUUCGUGCAAGGAAGCUAAUUAUGUCGGUAUUUAUCAUUUAUCAAGCAAAAGUGCCGAAUUGUCAAGAACAUUCCAAGGCAACAACUCGUGGCACGUGCUACUCUCAAAAAGCAAUCCUGAUGUUCAGAGCGUCUUUGAAUUAGGGCCCAAGUGGACCGUGAGUCAUAAGAUGCAGCUGUCAGAUCCAACCAGAUGAAACGACCUCUUCAUGUUUUGGAGCCAAAACAACACUUCGGCAUUUUGGAAGAUUUGCUUUGAAGUUUGAUGGGAGAUCCGAUGCUAGUUCUUUUUGAGAGGUUUGAUAGAGUCUUCCAGGCAGCUGCGAUUGGUGUGUCUUAAGGUCUACGUCUUGAGACAAGCUGUGAGGGUGAACGUCACGUCAGUUUCAUUUUUUGUUUUGCUUCAAUAGCCCAGGAGGGGUAGGCCGCUAUAGGAAGAGGUAAGCUAGUAGCUAUUAGGUAGGCCGCUCCUAGGUAGGUUGCAGGAUAACUCACGCUUCCUUGAAGAAGCGCUCGCACCAAUCAUUUAGUUCUUAGAUGUUUAGGAAAGCAUCCCAACAAGAAGCAUGGAAUCCUCACUCAGCAACAACCGCAUCGACAUCACAUGUUCGGACGUUCUCGACCCCACAGCCACGGAAGUGUUGUUACUUCGGUUCAUUUUUCAACAGAUUUGUCCGACUGCAAAACAGAGAAGCCACCUGUUGGUGGAAUGGAAGUGUUUUCCGAUGUUUCCACAAUGAGGCAUGUUCAGUCGUCUGUUCCCAGAGACCCAAUCGAAUGCUUAGGAGCAAGGGCGCUACUAGUAACAAAAGGGCAUCACUACUGGCCGUACUACUAGGAGCAAGGACGCUACUAGUAACUUAUAUUUUGAGAAGUUCGGAUGCCAGCCACAUCUAGACCAUUUCGUUGGCGAGCUGCCUCGGAACCUGCUGGUUCUCAACCAGAUCCCGCGCAGGCAGGUGCAGGGUCAUUGAAAUUGCAUUGUCGAACUACUGUAGGUCCAAUCCACUGGUUUGAUGUCCCACUCACCCUAAGUGGACAGGCGGACAGUGUUUUACUCACGAUGUGAGAAUGAACCACUACAGUACAAUCUCAGCAUUGUCAAACUGUGUAAGACUCGGUUGUGAGAGGUCUACGCGAAGCUCACCUUUUGCGAAGGGAGCGUGUGAUGCAAUCCCUGUCUUCAGUAGACGCUGAAGCAGUCAUGAAGCUGUAGCCCUCAAUGCCUUCUUCCGGCAAUCCUCCAGCUUGGCAUACACAUCGCCAAAAACCCCCUUGAUGAGUGUGCCUUAUGCCAUGGCUGAGAUGUCACCUUGAGUGGUCGAGUUGGGGUGCUUGCAUUCUGCAAAGCGAUUGGCCAUCCUGAUCCUGAUCCAAUGAAACCGCUAAUCCUGAUCCUUCGCCGGCAGAAAUCUAAAAUGAUCAAAUGUGCACUCGGAUGUUUCUUGCCCUCUUGAACAGGUGACCUGCAAAGUGCUCGUACCCGACAAGUGGCAAGAUUCGAUGCAUUCUUUGUUGCAGAGUUGGCGAUGGGCCAAAGGGG